Molecule: messenger RNA, 1363 nt
Organism: Hemicordylus capensis (graceful crag lizard)
Lineage: Eukaryota; Metazoa; Chordata; Lepidosauria; Squamata; Cordylidae
Product: vomeronasal type-2 receptor 26-like
Exons: 3
Coding region: 1-1293 (430 amino acids)
Biological process (GO): G protein-coupled receptor signaling pathway
Cellular component (GO): membrane
Molecular function (GO): G protein-coupled receptor activity
Source: RefSeq, a predicted model, not a curated record
AUGUUUGCCAUUCAGGAGAUCAAUCGGAAUCCCAGGCUGCUACCCAACAUCACCCUGGGCUACAGCAUCUAUGAGAACUAUUAUGAUGCAAUAAUGACUUCUGACACUGUGGUGGACCUAUUGUCUACUGGGAAGGUGAAUGUUCCAAACUACAGUUGUGGAAGACGGAGUAAUCUGGUGGCUGUUCUUGAAGGGUCUUUCUCUGAUAUCUCCAUCCAGAUGUCAACCACGUUGGGCAUCUACAAAAUUCCACAGACCCUGCCUCGUGCCAGGUGCACCGAAAGCUGUCGCCCUGGAUAUGCCAAAAUCACUCAGGAAGGAAAGCCAGUUUGCUGCUACGAUUGUGCUCCUUGCACGGAAGGGACAGUCUCCACCCAGGAAGAUGCAGACCAUUGUAACAAGUGCCCAGAAGAUCAGCAUCCAAACAAGGAACGAGAUCAAUGCAUUCCCAAAGUGAUAACCUUCAUGUCCUUUGAAGAAUCUUUGGGGAUCAUCCUAGCUACAUUUGCUCUAUUCUUAUUCCUCACCACAGGCUUUGUGUUAGGAAUCUUCAUUAAAUACAUGGAAACUCCAGUAGUCAAAGCCAACAACCAGGACCUCUCCUACAUUCUCCUCAUCUCCCUCUUGCUUUCCUUUUUGUCCUCCAUUCUCUUCAUUGGUCCGCCUCGAAAGGUAACCUGCCUUCUUCGCCAAACUGCCUUCAGCAUCAUCUUCUCUGUUGCCAUCUCUUCUGUGUUAGCCAAAACCAUCACUGUGGUGGUUGCAUUCAUGGCCAACAAGCCAGGGAACAGGAUGAGGAAAUGGCUGGGGAAGAGUUUGGCCAACUCCAUUGUCAUUUCUUGUUCUGCAAUUCAAGUUGGCAUCUGCACCAUCUGGCUGGGAAUCUCUCCACCCUUUCCAGACUUUGACAUGCACUCCCAACCUGGACAGAUCAUCCUGCAGUGUAAUGAAGGCUCUGCCAUCAUGUUUUAUAGUGCCCUAGGCUACAUGGGCUUCUUGGCUGCCAUCUGUUUCAUGGUGGCUUUCCUAGCCAGGAAGCUGCCCGGAGCAUUCAACGAAGCCAAGCUGAUCACCUUCAGUAUGUUGGUCUUCUGCAGUGUUUGGGUGUCCUUUGUGCCUGCCUACCUGAGCAUGAAGGGGAAAUACAUGGUGGCCGUGCAGAUCUUCUCCAUCUUGGCCUCCAGUGCUGGGUUACUGGGUUGCAUCUUUAUUCCCAAAUGCUGCAUUAUUCUCUUGAGGCCUGAUCUAAAUAAGAAAGUGCUUCUAACUGUGAAAAUUAAAAAUGGUAUCUGAUUCUUAGCAUAUUCUUUUCAGUCAUGGCAACCAAUGUUGAGCAUAGCAAUAAUAAAACCAACAUAUUUGU